AUGGCCAAAUCCGCUGAUAUAGACCCGUUGCUGGUGGGAGGGACACCAUCACAGCCCCAUCACACACUCGGCCCAGAGAAUUCAUCUUCUUAUCUGGGAAAGCUGUGGGCGCAGACUCGUGACGAGGUUCGACAUGAUUUCAAAUCCACAAGAUGGCGACACACUGCGGUCUCAUUCUUCAAAUGGCUGGGCUUCUCAAUAUGGGCGCUGGGACUGGUAGUGCUUUGCCUCAUCUUCCCGCUGGUCAUCACAUAUACGAUAUCUCUGGAAAGCUCCGACUACUGGAACUACUGUGCCCCGGACGGCUCCUUCAGCCUCGAGCCAUCAAGCUUUUGGAACCCGGACUGGGCAUUCCAGAUCGUGCUGGCCUUUGGCUCGUUGAGUUUCACGCAGGCAAAGGUGGUGGACAUAGUGUGGGAUAUCGGGGUCGGGCGUAUAGGGCAGAGCCUGUUGGCAUACUUCUCAUGGCGGGCGUUCUCUGUCUACGUCAGAGCGUCCAUGGAGACCACCCCGGUCACAUACCGCACGUACUGGACCAUUUUCAUGCAGAACCAUGCUUCUGUCCAGUCCAUUUUCCGCCUGGUCCGGGACUUCACCACAAAGAGGGGCCUGAGGUCAAAAGUGGCAAUGGUUUUCAUGAUCCUCACAAUGGUUUUUGUCAUGGCCUUCCCGACUCUUGCCAGUGCGAUGACUGGCUACACGGCCAACAACGAAGCGGUCAUCAAAUUUGGCAACGGGACCCAGACCCCCUUUGAAAACUUCAACCAGAUCGUCGCCAUCAUCCACGACGGGGGCAGAGUCAACCUCACCGACGAGUACAUGGUCUUCAAGGGCUCGCAACCAAACCAGCACCAGACAUGCGGUGCUAGCAACUGCAUCGACGCAUACAUUUCCUUAUAUGGCAUCCUGAAAGACACAGAUUCUCUGUGGGGACAAAGAUAUCCUGGCAACGACAUUCCCGUGAAGAGCCCAACACUCAAUAUUACAUAUUCAGACGGCAAAGGGUUGAACACAACAUUCUUCUACCUCCCGAGGAAUAACAACUCGUACUCUUUGGGCUACGUACAGGAAAAUGCAGUCUGCCAGCCCGUCAUGGCAAACCACCAGCAGACCUACCAAUGGGGCUUCUCUGUGAUCCAGCUCGAAACGACGUUGAUCCUGCUGACCCUCUGGACAUUUGGAGUCUGGCUCAUGUGGCUCCACGCACACCACGAGCUCUCGAACAGAGGCAGAUACGAAGCACCAAAGGACCUGAAGGCUGCGCUGUACCUUGCAGACGCAAUAAGAGCAGACCUCAAGGAUUUCGAACAGCAGGCUGAUUUCAUGACCAACAAGGAGCUGGAGAAGAGCGCCGAUGAGCACCUGAAGGGCGGCAGGGUCGAAGUACUCGCACUCACCCUGGACCAGGGCAUCAGCUGCCGGAAGAGCUCUUGGCGAUGGGUCAAGACCAACAAGCUGUGGCUAUUCAUGUUUAUCUUUGCCCUGGGGACAUGUAUGUACUUCCUCGGCAACAUCCUCGCCAUCCUCGCCAUGAGCUUCGCAAUGGCCGCUGGUUGGGGCAGGAAAACCAGGGCAAUUGUAUCCUGGGCAGCAUGGCUUGUGGGAAUGGGGAUUUACUUGCCCAUCCUUCUCAGGAGUAUAGGAAUGCGUUGA
Diaporthe batatas is the source of this 1653-nucleotide messenger RNA. RefSeq lists its product as uncharacterized. NCBI's taxonomy places the organism in Eukaryota, Fungi, Ascomycota, Sordariomycetes, Diaporthales, Diaporthaceae. The transcript has 3 exons. Bases 1 to 1653 code for a protein of 550 amino acids. The record is from RefSeq and is a predicted model, not a curated record.